AGAAAAAGAAACGCAUUCCCCAUUCAUAUGAUGAUUUCUCCUCGCAAUUCCGAAUUCAGAAACAAGAUCUGAGCCCUAAAUUUGCGUUUCCAAGAAUUCCUUCCCUCAAUCUUCAUUCAUGGCUCGUCCAAGAGCCAACCUCUUGUUCCUUCUUUGCGCUCUGUGCUAUUCUCUCAGUGCCAUUGCGGGAAAGAGCUAUUACGAUAUACUUCAAGUAUCGAAGGGCGCAUCGGACGAGCAGAUAAAGAGGGCGUAUCGGAAGCUGGCGUUGAAGUACCAUCCAGAUAAGAAUCCAGGCAACCAAGAAGCUAAUAAGAGAUUUGCUGAGAUUAACAAUGCUUAUGAAGUACUUUCCGAUAGCGAGAAGAGAAACAUUUAUGACAAGUAUGGUGAAGAGGGUUUGAAACAGCAUUCUGUAGGUGGAGGCAGAGGCGGUGGAAUGGGAAUGGACUUCCAAGACAUCUUCAGCUCCUUCUUUGGAGGAGGUUCGAUGGAGGAGGAGGAAGAGAGAAUUGUGAAAGGUGAUGAUGUGAUUGUUGAAUUGGAUGCAACCCUGGAAGAUUUGUACAUGGGAGGUUCCUUGAAGGUUUGGAGGGAGAAAAAUGUUUUAAAGCCUGCACCUGGGAAGAGACGCUGUAACUGUAGAAAUGAGGUUUAUCACAGGCAAAUAGGUCCUGGGAUGUUUCAACAGAUGACAGAGCAGGUCUGUGAGCAAUGUCCUAAUGUUAAAUAUGAAAGAGAUGGUUAUUUCAUCACUGUUGAUAUUGAGAAAGGCAUGCAAGACGGACAGGAAGUGCUAUUUUAUGAGGAUGGUGAGCCCAUAAUUGAUGGAGAACCUGGAGAUCUUAGGUUUCGUAUCCGUACAGCACCCCAUGACCUCUUCAGAAGGGAAGGCAAUGACUUGCACACCUCUGUCACUAUAACUCUGGUUCAAGCCCUUGUUGGCUUUGAGAAGACUAUUAAACACCUUGAUGAGCAUCUGGUGGACAUAAGCACGAAGGGAAUCACAAAUCCAAAGCAAGUGAGGAAGUUCAAAGGAGAGGGCAUGCCGCUGCAUAUGAGCACAAAGAAAGGAGAUCUUUACGUCACAUUUGAGGUUGUAUUCCCCAACUCACUAACGGAGGAGCAGAAAACAAAUAUAAAAGCAAUUCUUGAUUAAAAUGCAGGACACGUUUUUUAAGCCCAUUAUGUCCUCAAUGUAACAUGAUUAGGUGACUAUAGUAAAAGUAAGCCCUGAGUUUCCUGCCCCGCCCCCUUUUUUGUUAGUUAACACAAAUAGGUAAUUUUUUUCUUACACAUCGUUGAGCACGCUGUUCCGUGCCCUCCUGUGAAUUCUAGCGCCUUCUUGGCUUGUUGUUUUUUUGGUCAAGAUACAGGGAAAAUAUAACACGAGCUGAGAAGACAUGAUUACAUUGACUUUGUCCUACGCCUUAAAUCAUUACUUGAGCGAACUAGACAGCACCUAUGUUGUUAGUGCUGCUCAAUUGCGUGUUCCUUUCUUCAUGCCUCCUUUAGUCUUCAGUCAUGGUUGAUUCCUCACUUAAAAU
This is a messenger RNA of Gastrolobium bilobum, 1547 nucleotides long. Its product is annotated as dnaJ protein ERDJ3B-like. The record is from RefSeq and is a predicted model, not a curated record. NCBI's taxonomy places the organism in Eukaryota, Viridiplantae, Streptophyta, Magnoliopsida, Fabales, Fabaceae. Bases 119 to 1159 code for a protein of 346 amino acids. The transcript has 10 exons. Gene Ontology annotation, biological process: protein folding.